AAGCUCGGACAAGAUCAACAAGAAGGCGAAAACAAACAGCCUUUUUUUUGGUGGGGGGGGAAUGUUUUAUUUUUGUGCACAAACCGAACACGCCACUGAUAUUUUUUUGUCAUCAAAUAACGUUCGUGGAGAUUAUCGUAUGUUGCCAUGUACCUCGGAGACGGGCUGCUGUUUGAAAUUCAAAAUGGAAAACCCAAGUUGAUUGUGCUUGACCACAGUGUCGAGAGGAAUCUUGUCACGAAUUCCCUCAGGACUCGCCCGGCCUGCCUCGUGAGCUCCGGGCAGCCGUCCUGUGCGCAGGACGUGCGGGCGCAGCGUCGGGCGGGGCGGCGCCCGACGGGGCGGCGCCCGGGGGCUCCCGGAGGGGCCGAGACACAGGCGGCAGAGAGCGCAGCCUCCUUUGGGUCCGGCGGGGCGGCGGACACAAUGCGAGGCGGUCAGGCGGCCUCCAAAACGCGGGAGCGUCGUACCAAAGCUGCACCCGAGGAGAAGUCCGAGCGCCAGAAAAGCAGCUCCUCCUCCGUCAACGGGGCAGCUGCACAGUCUGCAAAAAGUUGGGCUACCGCGUCCGACGUGAAGUCGGAGCCGACGGACCCGCUCGACGCUGAAGAACCGAGAGACGCGGCGGCGCGAUCGAGCGGCGAGCGGCCCGCCGGCCACGACCGUCGCGUAACAGAGGAGCGCGGCGCGUCCGGUCAACACGUACAUCGCACAGUCGAGGAAGAAGCGGGAGGAGAGACGGAGGAGGGCAGAGAAGGUCCGGAUCAAACGACAACAAACAACAGAAAUUCCCCUCCUAAAGACAACGGGUCUCACGGCGGUGUUUUCGGCCAGCUGGAGCAGCGCAACGUUGACGGCGCAUCGGUGGAAGCGAAGAAGGCUCAGUGGAGGCAACAACUAGAUGAGCAGGUGGCCCUGCAGCGGCAGCGUUGUUCAACCUCAGUCCGACCACAGACAGAGCAGGAACCAGGAAGUGAGCGCUCAGUUCAUCCGCCGGGCCGCCACAGAGAGCAGCCGGCGGCCAUCAGGUCCAGCCUCAGGCUCGGGGCGGUGACUCCGAUGGAGGAGACUUUGGCGUCGCAGAGGCGAGAAGAGCAGAAGCGGCUUUGGCUGGAGGAUCUGGACCGACAGAGGGAAGAGACGAGCCGACGCAGGAUGCGCGAGAAGAUGCUGCUCAGUCAGAAAGACGAUCACGAGCUGUGGGCGGCACACUUUGACUCCCUCCAGCGCAAAGCUCCCGCUGGGACUCGAGCCCCGCCGGCCAACCCGUCCCUGACGUGGGACGCUUCCGGCCGCCGCGAAGCGGUCAGCGCGGGCCAAGUCGGCGUGGACCCCGGCGGCGGCAGAUACCCCGCCAAGAGCAGCUAUCAUCGGAGCAUGACGGCCCUGCUGGACCCGGUCCAGGUGGAGGAGCGCGAGAGGAGGCGGCUCAAGCAGCUGGAGCAGCAGAGGGACAUCCGGGCUCAGGUGGAGGAGCAGAGGCGACACAAGCGCCAAGAAGAUGCCACGAGGAGGGCGGAGGACCGAGAGGAGGAGAGUCGCGUCGCGCAGGAGAGGGACAUGCUGCUCGGGAGAUUCCGGCGGGAGCAGCGCAAGCAGGAGCAGCCGAAGAAGCUUGAUGAUGAUGAUGAUGUUGAUGGAGGAGUGAAGGAAGCAGUGGAUGUGCAUGUGUCACGUCCAACUGCGGCGGAGAAGAGAGACACAGCUGUGCAGACUGACGCACCCCCCACUCAAGCGCCUUCGAACUGCAAGAACAGAGCAGGCAAGGAGGACGUGCAGAAGGUGCUCGCGGUCGAAGGAGGCGCCGCCUACGAGGCCUUCGCCGGGACGGAGGAGAAGAGGAGGCCUGAGUGGAACACGCGCAGGCCCAGUCGGCGCUUCGUCCCCGCGUCUGAGCGUUACCCGUCCCCGCUGCAGAGGAGCCGACGGGAGAGCCGACUCAAGAGGCAGGAGGAGAUCCUCGGUCUGCAGGACAGAAACUGCCCGCCCGCAAACCGACAUCAGCGGCGCGGGCGGGAGACGCGGAUCGUCGCAAGUCGGCCUCGAAGCGACGACGCGCAGUCUAGCAGUGUGAGCGCGUCUGCGGAAAGGGGGCGCUCACCUCUCAUCCCGCAACCCUCCCUCCAGUUCAUCCCUUACAUCCGCACCGCUGACGUCUUCCAUCUGGACCCCACCGAAACCGAAGACACGCCCACUCCUCACCUGCACACAGCAGCCCCGAGCUGCGCGCCUCCUCCUGACGCCUCCUGCUCGUCGUCGUCCUCCCCUGCCGAUCUCCUCAUUCUGCGCAGCACACAGCGACAGCAGGAGAUCCUCAGAGGCCUGGCGCAGCUACGACAGGGUUUGCUUGAGAAGCAGAGGGAGCUGGAGUGUGACCUGCGACGUCAAGACGACAAGCGUCCGUCGCCCGCCAAAUGUUAAGACGGUGACAACGUUUUUCUUCUCCUACGUGUCAAACUUCCAACGGCGGUUGCUUGUCACCGCCACACACCACCGACAACGAUACAGUUUGCUGCGUUAAAUGCCGGGUCGUUUCGUGGCAAUUUUGUUUUUGUGUGUGUGAAAGGGGCUACGUUGUAUCGCCAAAUCAUGUUUUAGUUUGCAUUUUUUUAAAUUAAAUUAAUUUAUUGCAGUUGUAAAUAAAAGCUUAAA
Messenger RNA from Phycodurus eques (leafy seadragon), 2652 nucleotides. It is a transcript of the gene ccdc66, whose product is annotated as coiled-coil domain containing 66. The record is from RefSeq and is a predicted model, not a curated record. Gene Ontology annotation, biological process: cilium assembly. Lineage: Eukaryota; Metazoa; Chordata; Actinopteri; Syngnathiformes; Syngnathidae. Gene Ontology annotation, cellular component: microtubule; cilium. Gene Ontology annotation, molecular function: microtubule binding.